This is a messenger RNA of Nicotiana tabacum (common tobacco), 971 nucleotides long. Its product is annotated as protein S40-7-like. Lineage: Eukaryota; Viridiplantae; Streptophyta; Magnoliopsida; Solanales; Solanaceae. The record is from RefSeq and is a predicted model, not a curated record.
AACAUCUAGAGAGGUUUCUUUCAUUCAUACGCAAAAAACGGAAGUGGGAAGUGGAGUGACGACGCUCGAUGGACCAAAACGGUGUCGUAGCUUUUCGCCACCGUCGUUCGCCGUCCUCCGAUCGAUUUCUCGGCGUAUUCUCUCCACCGCAGACUGAUAGUACUAUCGCCGGCGAUGAGCUUAACGAAGAUGAUGUUUUCUGGACCGGAGACUUCACUGAACCUCAGCGCAGAUCUACUUCCCCUGCUUCUUCAAACAGUUUCCGUCGGCAAACCUUCCGUCAGCCGGAGAAAUUCGGUAUUCUCGCUGCAUUGCCUGAGGAUUACCGGAAACUUAACCGUCCGGUUGUUUAUCGGAAACGUUCGAUAACUUCCUCACCUUCGUCGCCGAUUUCGUCUUCGCCGAUGCCGUCUUUGCGAGCUUUUCCGACGAUUCCGAAGCCACCAUUGGACAGAGAAAAUAGCUAUAACCGUAAUAACUAUUCACAAACGAUGCCGGCGAGGAAGUUCCAACACUCGGCUCCAGUGAACGUUCCGAUGAUGCCGAAGAAGGCGACGCCGAGAAACGGCGAGCUUGCUGACGUGGAAAUCGAUGACGAUGAGGGCGGCUACGAUGAGAUGCUUCCGCCUCAUGAGAUCGUAGCGGGAGGAGGAUCCUCUAGAUCACCUAAAACCACGUUUUCGGUGCUCGAAGGCGUCGGAAGAACACUCAAAGGGAGAGACCUUCGUCAAGUUCGAAAUGCUGUUUUUCGCCAAACAGGUUUUCUAGAUUGAAACGAUAAACAAGCAGCUCAGUUAAUUUUUGAUAUAUUUACUUAUAUUGUUACAUAUAUCUGGACUUAGAAGUGAAAAUAUUAUUCUAGUAAAUUUUGGUGUACAUUUUGGGAAAUGGAGAUCAAGAGAAUAUAAAAUGGAAGAUAGUUCUGUUAGAUUUUAUAUGAUUGUGAUUGCAACAACUUCGUUUCUUCUGAA